This is a messenger RNA of Serpula lacrymans var. lacrymans S7.9, 783 nucleotides long. RefSeq lists its product as uncharacterized. Lineage: Eukaryota; Fungi; Basidiomycota; Agaricomycetes; Boletales; Serpulaceae. The coding region runs from base 1 to 783 and encodes 260 amino acids. The transcript has 2 exons. The record is from RefSeq and is a predicted model, not a curated record.
AUGGCCGCUUUUCGACGUCUGUCUCUGGAUACAUUACCUGUAGAGUUACUACAUGAAAUCCAGCUGUACGCUGUUUCGCCUUCUCUUCCAUAUACCUGCAAGCACAUCUUCGAUGUGUUCAAAUUAGCACCUUCAUCCUAUCGUGCUCAAUUCCUUCUUUCUGCCACUCAGACAGUCUGCCCAACCAUCAGGGUCACCAAACUACUGCGCUACCCCCUAUGUACGAAAGAAGUUUUAGCUGUUGUUAUCCGGAUGAGAGACGAUAUAUUCUCUUGGGACUACCCGUCCGAGCUUCCACGGCGGUUAUUCCGCCCUCUCCAUCCAAAGCCGUCUUCCGAGGAACCAUCCUCAAAACAGAUUGGAUGGUCUGAUCGUGAUAAACCACUCCCUUUUCUAAACUACCUGUACUCCCUCAAAUUUCGCCCUCCCAAUGCCAACUCACACGAGGGCUAUGCUCUAACCAAAGCCGUCCACGCCGCGUUCAUACCCCUCAUACAAUUCCUCUUGGACCACGGUGCCUCUCCACGAUGCAAAGAUGGUCUCGCUGUCCUAGUCGCUAUUCGUCGUAGAGAUCUCUCAUUGGUGAAGAUGCUCAUCCAGAAGGAUGAUGUGCCUACGAUUAAAAGUGGGAAAUCAAAAAAGCCGAAAUUAGAAGAUAGGAUCACCGCAACUCAGGACAUGUUGAAGGCUGCUGUAAAAUGCAACGCCAGAGACAUUGUGGAGUAUCUCACCAAAGAGAAGGGAUGUGUCCCAGACAUGCAGACCAUUCUUCUGAUGCGUUGA